Molecule: messenger RNA, 1968 nt
Organism: Pelodiscus sinensis (Chinese soft-shelled turtle)
Lineage: Eukaryota; Metazoa; Chordata; Testudines; Trionychidae
Source: RefSeq, a predicted model, not a curated record
CUCCUGGCUGCCGAGAAGCUGCGCUCUAGCCGGGUUCCCCGGGGGUUUCACUGCCGCUUGUCGCCUGCAGCCUUGCUGAAGAACAACCUCAGGAGAGAGAAGUCCCCCAGCUCCCGGCCGCUUCUGGAGAUCUACUCGGCCUCAGGCCUUCCCCUGGCCAGCAUGCCGGAGGUGCUGCAGAACCGCGUGCGGGAGGCGAAGGUUUUCCACACGGAGUACGGGACGGGCGUGGCCAUCCUCACCGGGGCGCACCGCUUCUCCCUCACCACCAACAUCGACGACCUCAAGCUGCGCAGGAUGCCGGAGGUGCCAGGUCUGCAGAAGCUGCCCUCCUGCUGGGCCGUCCUGUCCCAGGACAGAGUCACCCUCAUCUUGCUAGCGGUCGGCCAGGACCUGUACCUCCUGGACAGCACGUCCUGCUCCGUGGUGACUCCCCCAGGAAUGAGCCCCCAUGCUGGCGCGUACGUGCAGAUGGCCGUGUCCUUCAACUACCGCUACCUGGCCCUGCUGACCGACACUGGCUCCAUCUGGAUGGGGACGGCCUCGCUGAAGGUGAGCGCCUCCCCGCCCGCACUCGGGGGUCUGGAGUCUGCUCCCUGGGUCGUGCAGGGCUCCGCCCAGCCAGCUGAGGGCUCGGCCGCGACCCCUCUGGGGGCAGAGCCUUGCCUCGGUGCCAGUGCUGCUCCUGGGGACGCGGCAGCGCCGAAAGAGAGCCAGAAGGCGGACGAGUACCUGCGCCCAUCGGCUCCUCCCCGCCUGGCGCAGCUCUUCCGUGCAGGCUCCCGGGCUGACCCCUGGCGCUCUCGCCCCCAGAAAGAGAGCCAGAAGGCGGACGAGUACCUGCGGGAGAUCAAGGACCAGAAGCUGCUACCGGAGCGCGCUGCCUCUGCCCCAGUGUACACCGUCGUGCUGCACCUCAAGAACGAACUGAACCGCGGCACCUUCUUCAUGACGCUGCAGAAGCAGCCGGUGGCUCUGAGCCUCUACCGCCAGUUCUGCAAGCACCAGGAGCUGGAGACGCUCAAGGACCUGUCCAACCAGGACGACGAUCACCAGGAGCUCGGGAACUUCCACGUCCACGCCAGCUACUCCAAGGAGCAGGUGGGUCGGCGGAGUGAGCAGAGAGCCCAGGCCUUCCCUUGGGAGCCCCGGUGUCUGCGCCGCCCUCAGGGGAAGCGGCAGGGGGGGGGGUGCCUUGCGCGCAGGGAUGGCGGGUGCCCGGGGAGAGGCCCAUCCCGUGCGCCCAGCCUGGCCUCUGCUCCACAGGCCACGGAGGAUCAGAUCAAGCUGCUGCGGAUGCAGCGCCGCUUGCAGGACGAGUUGGACAAGCCCUACGUGGACUUCUCCCUGCACGACACCGUCUACAGCCUCAUCCUGGACGGCAGCCACAAGCGGGCGGAGCAGCUGUACCGCGACUUCCGCAUCCCCGACAAGAGGUUCUGGUGGCUGAAGAUCAGCGCCCUGGCUGAGCGGGACGACUGGGAGGAGCUGGAGAAGUUUUCCAAGAGUAAGAAGUCGCCCAUUGGGUACUUGAGAGUGGACCAAGCCGCCGACGCUGCCAUUGAGCACAAGAACGAGACGGAGCUGAACCUCGUCCUGGCCAAGUGCACCGCAGCCACCGACUCCGCGGUCACAGAGAAGAUCCACCGUGCGAAAGCUCAGCUCCUGAAGAAGUAACCCUGCCCCGCACCCGGCCCCUUGGAGCAGUGGCUGGAGCCACGGGCUGGCCACCUUCCUGGGGCGUUGCAGGUGGCCUGGGGUGCGGGGAGCAGCGCUUGCAUGGCACGCUCCGGUGCAGCCAGCUGUCUGGCUGUGAGCUGGGCUCCCGUCCCACGAGGAAGCCUUAUCCUGCCCUGGGCAGGUGCCUGUCCCCAGCUUCUUCCCCUGAACUGCCCCUGGCUUCUCUCAGCACAAAAGCUGCUGGAGCCAGCCUGCCGGUCAGGCACCACUGGGGCUUGUGGCAGGGGG